This is a messenger RNA of Phyllostomus discolor (pale spear-nosed bat), 1542 nucleotides long. RefSeq names its product protein limb expression 1 homolog. The transcript has a single exon. The record is from RefSeq and is a predicted model, not a curated record. Bases 1 to 828 code for a protein of 275 amino acids. Gene Ontology annotation, biological process: autophagosome maturation. Gene Ontology annotation, cellular component: cytoplasm. NCBI's taxonomy places the organism in Eukaryota, Metazoa, Chordata, Mammalia, Chiroptera, Phyllostomidae.
AUGAGACACACCAUUGCCCAAGUGUUGCCUCACAGAGACCCAGCUCUAGUCUUCAAAGAUUUGAAUGAGGUGUCAAUGUUGCAGGAGUUUUGGGAAGGCAAGCAGCAACAGAGGGCUGCAUUCCCCAGUGAAGGCCUGGUGGUGUACGAGUCCCUUCCAUCUCCUGGGCCACCCUUUGUGAGUUAUGUGGCCCUUCCAGGGGGAAGCUGUUUUGGCAACUUUCAGUGCUGCUUAAGUAGAGCUGAAGCCAGACAGGAUGCAGCUAAAGUGGCCCUAAUCAACUCCCUCUUGAAUGAGCUUCCCUCUCGAAGGAUCACCAAGGAAUUCAUUAUGGAGAGCGUGCAGGAAGCAGUCGCCUCCACUAGCGGCACCCUGGAUGACGCGGAUGACCCCAGCACCAGCGUCGGAGCCUACCACUACAUGUUGGAGUCGAACAUGGGGAAGACCAUGCUGGGAUUUCAGGAGCUGAUGACCAUUUUCCAACUGUUACACUGGAAUGGAAGCCUGAAGGCCCUGCGUGAAACAAAGUGUUCCCGACAGGAAGUCAUCUCCUACUAUUCCCAGUACUCCCUGGAUGAAAAGAUGCACAGCCACAUGGCCCUGGACUGGAUCAUGAAGGAGCAGGAGACCCCAGGAAUUCUCUCUCAAGAGCUACGAAUGGCCCUGAGGGAGUUGGAGGAAGCCAGGAAAGCAGGACAAGAACUACGGUUUUACAAAGAAAAGAAAGAAAUCCUGAGUUUAGCCCUGACUCAGAUCUACAGCAAUCCUGAUACUUCCUCACCCAGUGAUGACCAGCUGAGCCUCACUGCCCUUUGUGGCUAUCACUAGCCAGGCCAGGUUCCAACUCCUCCAGAGGAUGGCAGAGCCCACACUAACAUUAGGAAGCUCACUAAAGGAGAGAUUAUGGGAGGCUUUAGCACCUACAGCUAGUACCUGAAGGUGGUACUAAUUCUCCCUGCCCAUUUCAUUCACAGAAUCUGGCAGCAGUAAGACCUUCAUAUAUGGGACCCAACCUCCCACUCAAUGCUGGUUUGUUUUUUUUUUUCCCAUCACACUCCCAAUAGUUCUACCUCAAAAUGAAAGGAUGGAGGCAGGAUGGCUUGAAAAAUAUUUUCCAGGUUCAGCUCCAGCCUAAGGCCCAGUUGACAUGUGACCUGCUAGAUUAUAUAUGUUGUUUCAAAGAAUGGGCCAGGGCAGCAUCCCCCAAAAGAACAUCAGGCAGGAUUGGAGAAAAUAGCAUGAUAGCAAUUUUUAUUAAAUAAAAAACAUGGGUUGGGAUUAAAUAAAAACAUGGAUUGUUUGUUAAAGAUUCAAAGAUCAGAGUUUCUUCCUAAGCUUUGUAAACUAAGAGAGCUUACACUCUACUAGCUAUAAACCAAAUCUACAGUGAGAAUUUUAUGUGGACAUCCCACUAUCAGAGAUCUUGAAGUAAUAGCAUGAAAAUACUAAAAAAAAUCAAUGUGAUUUAAAAUGCUGUUGUGAUAAUAAUUUUUUUAAAUCCACACCCUUCCAUAUCACCUACAAUGGAUCCCUUAAAAAGAA